CCCCGCCUCGCAAACAGCGGACCAUCACCGGAGGGAGCCCACCGUGCUGCGCUUGAAACAUCUGGGUAGAGCCUUGGAAUCAUCGUUGCUGACACACAUGCUGCUGGAAAUGUGCCUCUAAGCAUGCAUCCUCGCUAUGGCCACUGUCCGAAUUUGCAUAUGCGGCGAUGAAGGAGUAGGCAAAAGCUCUAUCAUCACCUCCCUCGUCAAGGAUGUCUUUGUCACCACCAAGAUCCAACCCGUCCUUCCGCAGGUAACCCUCCCACCAACCCUCGGCACGCCGGACAAUGUCACGACCAUCAUCGUCGAUACCUCUGCACUGCCGCAUGAACGCCAUGCGCUGCGGAAAGAGCUUCGGAAGUCGAAUGCCAUAUUACUAGUAUACUCGGACCAUUAUAGCUAUGAGCGCGUGGCGCUGUUCUGGAUGCCGUACUUUCGCUCCCUCGGAGUGAACGUGCCCGUAGUGCUCUGUGCAAACAAGUCGGAUCUGCAGUCGAAUGGAACUACAUCCCAGGUGGUGGUGGACGAGAUGCUGCCGGUCAUGAACGAAUUCAAGGAAAUCGACUCCUGCAUCCGCACAAGCGCUAAGGAACACCACAACAUCAAUGAAGUUUUCUUUCUAUGCCAGAAGGCCGUCACCCACCCCAUAGCUCCUCUAUAUGACUCCAAGGAAGCGGCGCUAAAACCCGCCGCCGUGUCUGCUUUACAGCGGGUGUUCCACCUCUGCGACAAAGACAAGGACGGUUACUGGAAUGACCAGGAAAUCCACGACUUCCAACUCAAAUGCUUUGACAAACCGCUAGCAGAUGACGACCUCUCAAACAUCAAACGGUCGAUUCAGCGAUUCAUGCCUGGUUCUGUCAGCGACAGAGGGAUGGAUGAAAAGGGUUUCCUGUUGCUGAACAAGAUCUUCGCUGAAAAGGGCCGCCAUGAGACAAUCUGGAUCAUUCUUAGGAAGUUUCAGUACACCGACAGCCUCAGCCUUCGAGACACGUUCUUACGGCCCAAAUUUGACGUCCCUCAAUAUUCCUCGGCCGAACUGAGUCCAGCCGGAUACAGAUUUUUCGUCGACCUCUUCUUGCUGUUCGAUAAGGAUAAUGAUGGUGGAUUAAACAACUCCGAGCUUGCUGCAUUGUUUGCACCUACUCCCGGAAUUCCGCCGUCUUGGGUAGACUCUGCCUUCCCAUCUUGCACCGUGCGGAACGAGGCUGGACACAUCACCCUUCAGGGCUGGCUUGCGCAAUGGAGCAUGACGACGUUCGAGGAGCCAAAGACAACGCUCGAGUACCUAGCAUACCUCGGCUUCGAGAGCGCCGAUCGAGGCGGUACAACAACUGCUCUCAAGGUCACGAAAGCUCGGAAACGACGGAACCGUCCGGGCAGGGUAGAACGCACCGUGUUCCUGUGCUACGUCCUGGGCGCCAGUGGAAGCGGGAAGAGCGCCCUGUUAUCGGCUUUCCUGCAACGGCCCUUCAUACACACGUACCAUCCGACAAUCAAGCCUCGCGCUGCAGUCAACAGCGUUGAACUAAAGGGAGGCAAGCAGUGCUACCUGAUCCUCGAGGAGCUUGGGGAACUGGAGCCAGCUAUCCUGGAGAACCAGGCUAAAUUGGAUGCUUGCGAUCUCCUCUGCUACACCUAUGACUCCAGCGAACCGGACAGCUUCGCGCACAUUGUCGAGUUGAGGAGGAAAUAUCCCCAUCUCGACGACCUCCCUGCUGUCUACACGGCCUUGAAAGCGGACCAGGACAAGACUAUGCAGAGAUGUGAACAACAGCCUGACGAGUACACAAGUGCACUCAAUAUGGCAGCACCACUACACGUCAGUGCGACUUGGGGUAGCAUAUCGGAACUGUUCGUUCACCUAGCAGAAUGUGCCACCUACCCUUCAACCGCCUUCCCCAAACAAGAGGAGGAACCUUAUGACUCUCUCAACAUGUACCUGGCGCUGGGCGCAAUAGUGUGCGCAGCAGCAUCCGUUGGUUUCAUUUGGAAGCGCAACAUCUCAACUUCAUCAUGAUUCACGACAGGGCUCCCCUCUCAUAGACAGCGAUAGUGACAAGACACGCGACCCGGCGCGCAUCGGCGAAAGACGGCGGGGUCUCGCCAUUCCUGCAGCAAGUCAGAUAUUGAUAGUAGUGUGUAAUAAAUAAUAUAUCCUCCUCUUCGUGUGCAUGAAUGCGAAGCAGACAAAAG
This is a messenger RNA of Lindgomyces ingoldianus, 2196 nucleotides long. RefSeq names its product mitochondrial Rho GTPase. Gene Ontology annotation, biological process: mitochondrion organization; signal transduction. The transcript has 3 exons. Gene Ontology annotation, molecular function: GTP binding; GTPase activity; GDP binding. The record is from RefSeq and is a predicted model, not a curated record. Bases 137 to 2020 code for a protein of 627 amino acids. Gene Ontology annotation, cellular component: mitochondrial outer membrane; plasma membrane. NCBI's taxonomy places the organism in Eukaryota, Fungi, Ascomycota, Dothideomycetes, Pleosporales, Lindgomycetaceae.